Molecule: messenger RNA, 526 nt
Organism: Acanthoscelides obtectus
Lineage: Eukaryota; Metazoa; Arthropoda; Insecta; Coleoptera; Chrysomelidae
Source: the annotation of a GenBank genome assembly
AUGAUAUCACCAGGUAGCAGCCCCGCUGUGUUCGUCGCAACGUUCCUGUGGUGGUGCCCCCUACCGGGCCCCCACCGUUGCCUCCCAGGAAAAGUUCCCCUACCCACGAUCCACCGCCAGCACUUCCAACCACAUCAGCAGACAGCUACCUACGGAACGGCAUCACAGAGGCGCAGUCAGUCUCUAAUCUCAGCCAACAAGGGGCUACCACCAUUGAGGUACCUCAGGUACCAAAAAGCAGUUCCAUGUUGAACGUGAGCAACAACCCAGACUUCUGCGAAGAUUUCACGGUAGAAAACGAAGUGAUCGAGCUGAGCUCUCCCGAGACUAUCUAUGGCGUGGUGAUCCAGAAUUGCGACUAUUACGACAGGAAUACUAUAGAAACGAAGCUCCCUAAUAGACACCUCAGCUGCCCUUCAAAAAGGUCAGCGCAAAAUACUCCGAAACCCGUCAAGUCCAGCACGACUCCGAAUAUCAGUCAGUCUAAUACUAUGACGUCAUACGAAAAUAUCGAAGUGGAAACUUC